Caenorhabditis elegans is the source of this 2627-nucleotide messenger RNA. It is a transcript of the gene him-14, whose product is annotated as MutS protein homolog him-14. Gene Ontology annotation, molecular function: ATP-dependent DNA damage sensor activity; mismatched DNA binding; ATP binding. The coding region runs from base 1 to 2529 and encodes 842 amino acids. Gene Ontology annotation, biological process: meiosis I; mismatch repair. NCBI's taxonomy places the organism in Eukaryota, Metazoa, Nematoda, Chromadorea, Rhabditida, Rhabditidae. Gene Ontology annotation, cellular component: nucleus. The record is from RefSeq and is marked reviewed. The transcript is spliced from 18 exons.
AUGUACAGUAAUAAAAGUUUCCAAAGACGUCAAAGGCAGCAAGUUGCGGAAUCUCGAUCAGAAGAAAAGUUCUCAAGAUCAUUAGUUCGACUAAAUGCACAGAGCCUUCUUGAUUCAUCUGGAAAUAAUACAACAACAAAAAAUGUGAACUCGGAUGUUGUAAUCGUUGUUAUGGAAGGACGGGGAAGCUGUGAAGGUCAUAUUGGAAUCGCCUUGCACGACACUUGUUUUCCAGAAAUUCAUUUAUGUGAAUUUGUAGAUUCAAGAGAAUACACAACAUUGAAGACAAUGAUUAAUGUUCAUGAGGCAUUUGAUAUCGUAAUCCAAAAUGGAAACGAAGAACGAGGAUCUACGAAACUUCUUGGGGAAGCUUUAAUGACUGCAUUUCCUGAAGCUUCUCUACAGUCUAUUAGUUCAAAAUAUUUUAAUUCUGAAAGAGGAGAACGACAGCUCCAGUCACUGAUGAAUGCAGAAGUUUCGACGGUUUCUGAAGGUUGCUUGCGCCGAACAUUAGCUCUUGGAGCUCUUGCAGUCUUACUGAAAUAUAUUCACGAAACUCGAUGCGUAUUCUUUCGUGUAAAAUCUCUUAGAAUCAAAGAAAUGGGAGUGAACGACACUUGUAUGAUUGAUUUUGUCUCUUGGGAAAGUUUGGAGAUCGUUGACGCCGAUGACGCAAGUAAAGCAAGAAAGUUUCAAAUGAAACAAAAAAGAACAUUGAUGUCAGUUCUGAACCAUACGGUUACGACAAAUGGUUAUCGGUUACUUCGAUCAAGCGUUCUACAACCUUCUACAGAUGUUUAUUUAAUUCAAUCUCGUCAGGAAGCAAUUGAAGAGCUUAUUGGAAAACCACAGUUGAAAGAUAAACUACGACGCACUCUAUCAAGAGCUCAUGAGCUGGAUAGAGUCAUUGCAAUGUGCAUUCAGACGUCCACAUCAUGGACUGUUCGCGAAUCGGAAGCCAAAAUCAACCAGAUUAUUAAAUUGAUGCAUACGUUGAAAGUUAUUCAGGGAAUUCGAACUCUUCUGCACUCGGCCAAAAUGAAAUCAAAUAUUUUAAUUGAAAAAACAGAAUUUCUCAAGGAUCCUCGCUUCGAUCAAAUAAUGAAUAUUCUUGUCGAAAAGGUUGAUGAUUCACUUUUGGAUGGUAAAAAGAAUUCCUUACAUCUUCAAAAUACAAAGUGCUAUGCUAUCCGGCACUUUGUAGCUGUUCAGUUGGAUUUGGCAAGACAGACUUAUGAAGAAAUAAUCAGAAAUGUUGAAGAAACUGGAGCACGAGAGAUCGCUGAAUAUUUUCAUGGUAACUCGUCGGUUCGUCUUUCUUUCUCUCAAUCACGUGGAUUCCACUACACUUUCGUGACUCGACAGGCUGAAUCUGUAACAAUUCCCAGAUAUUUCCUAGAUGUGUUCAGAAAUAGGACUACAGUCACAUUCAAUUCCAGAAAAGUUAUCGCAUAUAAUGAUCGGCUAGAGCAAGUUGUAGCUGAAAUGUUUUUGGCGAGUGAUGUAAUUGUGUGUGAUAUGAUUGAAGAAAUGCAACCAAUGAUACCUGUUCUCUAUUAUGCAAUGGAUGCUCUUUCAAGUAUUGACUUCCUAUGUGGUCUUGCAACUUAUUCGGAUCUACGUGACACAUGUAAACCUACAUUUGGACCAUCAUUUUCAAUUAGUCAAGGACGUCAUCCUAUCCUGGACUGGGAUGAUUCCGAGAAAACAAUCACAAACGAUACGUGUCUGACAAGAGAUCGUCGUUUCGGAAUUAUUACGGGUCCAAAUAUGGCUGGAAAGUCGACAUAUCUGAAACAAACUGCCCAACUGGCAAUCAUGGCACAGAUAGGAUGCUUCAUUCCAGCAAACUAUGCUUCGUUGCCAAUUUUUAAUCGUAUCUUCUCCAGAAUGGGUCAUAACGACGAGUUGAUCAGAAAUAAGUCUGCAUUUGCAUCUGAAAUGUCAGAUGCAGCUGCAAUCGUACAGUAUGCCGAUAAAAACUCACUUGUAGUUCUUGAUGAGCUAGCACGAAGCACGUCGACUGAAGAAGGCAUCGCCAUCACCUAUGCGAUUUGUGAGAAAGUUCUAAAGUUACAGAGCUAUACCUUCCUGGCUACACAUUUUCUCGAUAUUGCGGCUCUCGCCAACUAUUCAAAUGCAAUUGACAAUUAUCACUUUCUUCCACAAACUGAUGAAAAUUCGACGAAAAAGCACAAGUUGUUACGUGGACAAUAUAGAGGACCAUUAUACGGUUUCGAGCUGGUUGAACUCUCAACAAUUCCCGAUGAAGUUAUCGAGCAUGCUCAAUCACUAGCAACCGAACUUAGAGCAAAUGUCGAGGACACGGAGCGAGACUAUGACUCAGAACGCCGUAGGAUCAAAGUCUACAUGAACCAUCGUUUCAGAGAAUGUGCUGAAUAUUUUAUGGAUACGCACGGCGAGAAAUGGAAGGAAGAGAAGGAAGCUAUUGAUAAAAUGAAAGCUCUUCGAAAAUAUUUGGUCGAUGAAUUAGCCAAGAUUGACAGUCAGGAGCAAAUGUGUCAAUAAGCUUAAAUUAUAAUUUUUAUGUGUUAUCGAUAUAAUGCACCAUUUUUUCAUGUAGUUUAUCUAUAAAACUUAUAAAACAUAAAACCAAGUGACUUUAG